AUGGAGCCCAAAGGAGGGAAACUUCCUGCGUGCAUCUCUCUUACUCGCCUUUCUCCUCUUUUCUCUCCUCCAUCCUCUCUCUCGUCUCCUCUCCCACCUAACUUUCCUCUUCUCUCCACUCUUUCGUCUCUCUUUCCACUUCUCUAUCUUUGCUCUUCUCUCCCCUCUCUCCUUUAUCCCUCUCCUCUCCUCUAUUUCCUCUCGUCUUUCCUUGCUCCUCUCCCUCCUCUCUCUCAUUUCCUCUUUCCUCUUCGCUCCUCUUACCUUGCUCCUCCUUCCUCUCCUCUCCCUCCUCUCUCCCUCCUCUCUCCCCCCUCUCUCCCUCCUCUCUCCCCCCUCUCUCCCCCUCUCUCCCUCCUCUCUCCCUCCUCUCUCCCCCUCUCUCCCUCCUCUCUCCCUCCUCUCUCCCCCCUCUCUCCCUCCUCUCUCCCCCUCUCUCCCCCCUCUCUCCCUCCUCUCUUCCCUCCUCUCUCCUCCUCUCUCCCCUCCUCUAUCUCUCCUCUCUCCUCCUCUCUCUCCCCUCUCUCCCUCCUCUCUCUCUCCUCUCUCUCCUCUCUCCCUCCCUCCUCUCUCCCCCUCUCUCCCUCCUCUCUCCCCUCCUCUCCUCCCUCCUCUCCCCUCCUCUCUCCCUCCUCUCUCCCCCCUCUCUCCCUCCUCUCUCCCCCCUCUCUCCCUCCUCUCUCCCCCCUCUCCCUCCUCUCCUCCUCCCUCCUCUCCCCCUCUCUCCCUCCUCUCUCCCCUCUCUCUCCCUCCUCUCUCCCCCCUCUCUCCCUCCUCUCUCCCCCCUCUCUCCCCCCUCUCUCCCUCCUCUCUCCCCCCUCUCUCCCUCCUCUCUCCCUCCUCUCUCCCCCCUCUCUCCCUCCUCUCUCCCCCCUCUCUCACUCCUUUCUCCCUCCUCUCUCCCUCCUCUCUCCCCUCUCUCCCCCCUCUCUCCCCCCUCUCUCCCUCCUCUCUCCCUCCUCUCUCCCCCCUCUCUCCCUCCUCUCUCCCUCCUCUCUCCCCCCUCUCUCCCUCCUCUCUCCCUCCUCUCUCCCCCCUCUCUCCCUCCUCUCUCCCCCUCUCUCCCUCCUCUCUCCCUCCUCUCUCCCCCCUCUCUCCCCCCUCUCUCCCUCCUCUCUCCCCCCUCUCUCCCUCCUCUCUCUCCUCUCUCCCUCCUCUCUCCCUCCUCUCUCCCUCCUCUCUCCCCCUCUCUCCUGUGUUUUGAAGGCAGUGAGCAGGACUUGUCUCCCCUCAUUAGCGCCUCCUCGUCAGGAACAGCCUCUUCCACUUAACGACUCAAAGCGAGAUCAGCUCUGA
Molecule: messenger RNA, 1296 nt
Organism: Knipowitschia caucasica
Lineage: Eukaryota; Metazoa; Chordata; Actinopteri; Gobiiformes; Gobiidae
Source: the annotation of a GenBank genome assembly